Messenger RNA from Melanaphis sacchari, 3192 nucleotides. RefSeq names its product actin-binding LIM protein 3 (gene Unc-115a). Gene Ontology annotation, biological process: lamellipodium assembly; cytoskeleton organization. Gene Ontology annotation, molecular function: actin filament binding. The record is from RefSeq and is a predicted model, not a curated record. Gene Ontology annotation, cellular component: actin cytoskeleton. NCBI's taxonomy places the organism in Eukaryota, Metazoa, Arthropoda, Insecta, Hemiptera, Aphididae. Bases 260 to 2998 code for a protein of 912 amino acids. The transcript is spliced from 21 exons.
UAAUACUGCUAUAGGCACUUCUUUCAAUCGUUGAGUAACCGCGGUCGGGCGCUGUUUAGUUUUCAUGUGUGCAUACGUCGUGAUUCGGUUCAAAAUCGAUAUGGCGAUUUGUUGAUAUUUUAAAUUAUUCGAACUGUGGGCAUAUAAUUACUAUUAAAGUGACAGUGGAUUGAAAUAACGUACUGUCUCUGCUCACAUUGACGCUGAAGAAAUUAUCAAUAAAGUCAUCACUUUCAAUUUUUCGUUUAACUUGAAGAAAAUGACGAAAGGCGGUUUGUCGCCGGUGCUCGUCGAACACGGCGGCAACAAAAUGGACGGGAACGUAACUGCGACUCCGACGUCUAAAAAGCGUGGUUUCUUUAGCGGUUCGUUUCGACGUCGCCGGACAUCUGACAUAAAAAUCAAUGACACAAUAAUCAUUAAUGAAAACGUGGUGUUUAACGGCAACAACAAGAAUGGCGUAAAUUCCACCGAUGGAGGAAAGUCCGUCGAAAACGGUAAAAGCGUUGAUAUCGCCGAACAGCAACUUGCUGUGAACGACAAAAAGCCGCCGUUGCAAAAAAAAGAACCUAUGGAUAUUAAAAAAAUAGCUCCGAUGGCAAACCAACAGAAGGAUAUAGAAAGCAAACAGGUACAAGCCGACAAGAAAAAAAUUGAGGCGGAGGAUAAGAAAAAAGCUGUGACAAAAAGAGGUAAAACAUACUGCAGUGGUUGUAAGAAAAAAUGUUCUGGUGAAGUACUCAAAAUUAAAGGCGAUAAAUACUUCCAUAUCGACUGUUUCAAAUGCAAGAUUUGUAGCUGUUCAUUAGUGCAAGGGUUGUUUUUUUCUGAAGAAGGUAGCUGGUAUUGUCCUGAUGAUUAUCAAAAAUUAUUUGGUAAAAAAUGCACUGUUUGCAAUGAUUAUAUAAAAGAUGAAUUGGUUAUUGUUUUGGAACGAACAUAUCAUCAACAGUGUUUCACAUGUACUCAUUGCAGACAACCUUGUCCAAAGGGAGAUCUAGUCACAUAUGUAGGAAAUUCUAUUCUUUGCUCCAAAUGCAAGGAGAUUCCUGUUAAACGACCAAUAUCUGCACAAUCAAAACAAAAUAGUACUAAUGAAAAUGAUUGUGCUGAAUGUGGUGAUGACCUAAGAAAUGGACAAGCACUUUAUGCUUUGGAUAGACAAUGGCAUAUUUAUUGCUUUAAGUGUCAUGAAUGUUCUGCCGUGCUUCAUGGCGAAUAUAUGGGACGGGAUGGUGUUCCUUAUUGUGAAAAAGACUAUCAGAAACUUUUUGGAGUCAAAUGUACAUACUGCAGUAGAUUUAUAUCUGGAAAAGUCUUACAAGCUGGUGAUAAUCAUCACUUUCAUCCAACAUGUGCAAGAUGUGCUAAGUGCGGUGAUCCAUUUGGGGAUGGGGAAGAAAUGUAUUUACAAGGCGGAGCAAUUUGGCAUCCAAGAUGUGGGCCUAGUCCGACUGAAAAUGGCACCAUAAUAAAUGGAGGAUCGAGUGCCAUGCUUAACGGACAUUGCAAUGACCCUGAAGAGUAUGAUCGAAUCAGUUGCUCAGCUGCUAGUGAAACACAGUUUUCAUUACGAUCUCGAUCUCGUGCUUCAAGCUUUAAUGGUUCAUGUUAUAAUGGUUCAUGUAAUAGCAUGAGUAGAAAGCACUAUUAUCGUGAUAUACCUGGAAGUCCAGGACUAUUACUUCGAGAAUAUAAAACACCUAAUGUGCCUAUAAGUCGUAUUUACACUUAUAGCUACUUGACUGAAGAGCCUACUCAAGGCUAUCUGAAACGCCCAAUUGACCCAUAUGAUAAGCAGCCUACAUCGCCUCAUUUCCACAGACCAACAUCUUGUGGUAGUGUACGUGGAAGUAGUAAAUGUUCAACUUUACGUUCAGCUGGCAGUCGUUCUGGUAUGAAAGCUUUAGUAGACAGUAUUAGAUCAGAGACUCCUAGACCAAAGUCACCUCAUAGUAUGAACAAUGAAGAACCUAUAGAAUUGGCUCACUAUCCUGCUGCUAAACCACCAGCACCUGGUGAAAAACCAAAAAUUGAAAGAGAUGAUUUUCCUGCUCCUCCAUGUCCAUAUACUGAUCCAGAAAAACGUAAAACAUGGUUUGAAAACUAUAAAGGCAUAUCAGAUGAUGAAGAUGAGGUAGAUCAAAAAAUGAAUGCUAAUAAAGCAAUAGAUCCUAAACUAAAAAAAGAAGAAGAAGAACUUAGUAAAUUAGGAUCAGGAAUUGGAAAAGUAUUUUUGCAAGAAGUUCGUGAACGUGAAAAACAUCAAAAAUGGAAAGUUUCACACAUGGAUCCUCGUAAUGCUUCAAGAUGUCCUUCUGCUGCACGGGAGCCAACUUAUCGUCUUAGAUACCAGUCACCAAUAAAUGCUUCACCAUCUCGUAAUUUGGAUCAUCAAAGACCUUGGGAAGAAGAAGGUGGUUAUUUAGACUCAAGUUACAGAUCAUCAGUUGGACAAUCUACUGGUGCUAUUCCCAAUUACAACAUCGUAAGUGCACUACGCCAUGUACCCAAACCUGGCUAUGGCUUGGCGCCUAGUCGACGGUCAAACACUUUCAGCUCUGCGUACUGCGUCAAAAACCCUUCGGAUGGGUUUUCCAUAAACGGCUUAGACAAUAAAACACUUAGCACAGAUUUUAACUGCGCUAGGUCUGACGUUUCUGCCGGAUCUAUAUCUGAAGUGGAUCAAGGCAACACGUGUUCUGAAAUACCAGCAUCAUCUACAUUUACUGGAUCACUGCGCUAUGUUACUAAUAUUCAUCGUUCACUACCCAAUAUGUCUUCAUCGCAUCACAGUUCUGAACCUCCAAAAAUUUAUCCAUAUCACUUAUUACUCAUCACAAAUUACAGGCUGCCCUCAGAUGUUGAUAGAUGUAACCUUGAUCGUCACUUAUCGCCUACAGAAUUUGAAGCAGUUUUCCAAAUGUCACCAGCUGAGUUUUAUCAGUUGCCCAAAUGGCGCCGCAAUGAAUUAAAACGUAGGGCACGCCUGUUUUAAUUCUACAUUCACUUGCUGCCGUGUAUUUGAUAAAAGGCAAACACUUAUUAGGCUUCUUGUUUAUAAACUUUAUCUUUAGCAGCUAAAUUCUUUUGAAAACUAUAUUCUAAUAUCAGUUCUUGUACCAAAUUUUUCUAUAUUUUUAUUUAAAAAAAAAAAAAAAUUUUAUUCUUAAUUUUAUUUUAACAUUUAUU